AUGAAUCAAUGUGUUGAACUUGAAGAGAUCAAUUGGUUGAUUGUACGGCUUCACAAUGUCUUAUUUCCUGAAGCUAAUUCUCGAUUCUGCAAAUCGUUUCAAUUCCAGCAAUUCAAUCUCCAGCUCAUCAUCCAAUUCGGUUUCAAGUAACGUGUACGAUUCGGAUCAGAUCAUCGUGUGCUCCACCGGUGAAUUUGAUCGGAUUCCGAUUGAUAUUUUUAUCCAAAUAUUGAAAUUAGUUGGACCUAAAGAGGCGGCUAAGCUGACAGUUGUUUGUAAGUCAUGGAGGCUAAUUGUUUCCGGUAAUUUGUUGUGGAUUUAUUUCCUUCAGAACCAGCUCGAUCCAUGGGACUCUAAAUUCUUCGCUGAAACCACCUUACGCUCCGGUUAUCCGCUUCGAACAUAUCCUUGUCAGAUGCAAUCGUUUAUGCAGAUCUACGGCCAAAGAGCGCAGGUUCCUGGAGCCAUCAUCAUUGACGGUGGUUCUGGCUAUUGUAAAUUUGGUUGGAGCAAAUACGAUGCUCCAUCUGGGCGGGCUGCAACAUUUUUGGAAUUUGGUAACAUCGAGGCUCCAAUGUACUCUAGGCUUCGUCAUUUUUUCGCAACAAUAUAUAACAGGAUGCAAGUGAAAUCAUAUACACAACCAACUGUUGUCUCAAUUCCAAUCACCCAAUAUGGAGAUACGCAAUAUGAUAAAACGGCUAGACGGAAACUAAAAGAAGCCAUCUACUCAGCAAUGUUUGAUAUGAAUGUUCCUUCAGUCUGUGCAGUCAGCCAGGCAACUUUAGCUUUGUUUGCAGCAAGAAAAACUUCAGGGAUUCUUGUCAAUAUCGGUUUUAAUCAAACAUCUGUUGUACCAAUUUUACAAGGUAAGAUAAUGUACAACGUGGGUGUAAAGGUUGUGCCAGCUGGAGCUUUAAAGCUUAUUGGAUACCUCAGAGAGCAAAUGCAACAGAGAAAUCAACGUUUUUCUUCGUUGUACACAGUGAGAACAUUGAAAGAGAACCUUUGUUAUGUGGCUAUUGACUACCAAGCGGAAUUGCAAAAGGAUACCGAAGCUUCAUAUGAAGUUCCUGUUGAGGGUUGGUUUACUCUUAAGCAAGAGCGUUUUCUAACAGGAGAGAUUUUGUUCCAACCACAUAUUGCAGGAUUGAGUUCAAAGGGUUUGCAUCAAGCGGUGGCACUUUGCAUUGAACAAUGCCAUGCUGCGGGAUUGUCCCCUGAUGAUUCUUGGUUCAAGACCGUUGUUUUGGCUGGCGGCACUGCGUGCUUACCAGGAUUAGUCGAAAGAUUAGAUAAGGAACUCCGUCUUCUUCUUCCCCCAUCGAUAUCUAGUGGGAUACGCGUUAUUCCACCCCCGUAUGGUGCAGAUUCUGCAUGGUAUGGGGCCAAGCUUCUCAGCAAUUUGAGCACCUUCCCUAGUUCCUGGUGCAUUGACAAAAAAGAUUUCCGACCCAAGUCCAAAAGAAACUUCCUUUGGUAAACGUUGUUGUUUUACACCGGUUGAAAUUCUAAAGGUUUUAAUGAUAUUAUACCAAGUUUUGAAAGGGAUGAUGAAGUUAUACCAUAACAAUAUGUAUGUUGUGUAAUAAUAUUGUUUUAUACUAAUAAGUAACGCGUGAUACAUUUAUAAGUGUUA
Messenger RNA from Helianthus annuus (common sunflower), 1639 nucleotides. Its product is annotated as actin-related protein 8. The record is from RefSeq and is a predicted model, not a curated record. Gene Ontology annotation, molecular function: protein binding. The transcript has 12 exons. Lineage: Eukaryota; Viridiplantae; Streptophyta; Magnoliopsida; Asterales; Asteraceae. The coding region runs from base 56 to 1483 and encodes 475 amino acids.